This is a messenger RNA of Pelecanus crispus (Dalmatian pelican), 1272 nucleotides long. The record is from RefSeq and is a predicted model, not a curated record. NCBI's taxonomy places the organism in Eukaryota, Metazoa, Chordata, Aves, Pelecaniformes, Pelecanidae.
AUGGAAACCCUGCCCCACAGCCACGGACGGGCAGCUGCCUGCUCGCAGGGGUCUGCGCCAGGCUGGCAGGCGACGAGCAGCUCUCUCCUCGCAGGUCGGGUCUUCAACGGCUCCGCCAAACCCAUCGACAGCGGUCCCGUGGUGAUGGCCGAGGAUUUCCUGGACAUUAACGGCCAGCCCAUCAACCCCCACGGCCGCAUCUACCCCGAGGAGAUGAUCCAGACUGGGAUCUCGCCCAUUGACGUGAUGAACAGCAUUGCCCGGGGCCAGAAGAUCCCCAUCUUCUCCGCUGCCGGUCUCCCCCACAACGAGAUCGCGGCGCAGAUCUGCCGGCAGGCUGGGCUGGUGAAGAAGUCCAAGGAUGUGGUAGACUACCAUGAGGACAACUUCGCCAUCGUCUUUGCUGCCAUGGGGGUGAACAUGGAGACAGCUCGCUUCUUCAAGUCGGACUUCGAGGAGAACGGCUCCAUGGAGAACGUGUGCCUUUUCCUCAACCUGGCCAAUGACCCCACGAUCGAGCGGAUCAUAACCCCCCGCCUGGCCCUGACCACCGCCGAGUUCCUCGCCUACCAGUGCGAGAAGCACGUGCUGGUGAUCCUGACGGACAUGAGCUCCUACGCCGAGGCCCUGCGGGAGGUGUCAGCAGCCAGGGAGGAGGUGCCCGGCCGCCGUGGCUUCCCCGGCUACAUGUACACCGACCUGGCCACCAUCUACGAGCGGGCUGGGCGCGUGGAGGGCAGGAACGGCUCCAUCACGCAGAUUCCCAUCCUGACCAUGCCCAACGAUGACAUCACCCACCCCAUCCCGGACCUGACGGGCUUCAUCACCGAGGGGCAGAUCUACGUCGACCGGCAGCUCCACAACAGGCAGAUCUACCCCCCCAUCAACGUGCUGCCCUCCCUCUCCCGCCUGAUGAAAUCGGCCAUCGGGGAGGGCAUGACCAGGAAGGACCAUGGCGAUGUCUCCAACCAGCUGUACGCUUGCUACGCUAUCGGGAAGGACGUGCAGGCGAUGAAGGCGGUGGUGGGCGAAGAGGCGCUCUCGCCCGACGACCUGCUCUACCUGGAGUUCCUGCACAAGUUCGAGAAGCAGUUCAUCACCCAGGGUCCCUACGAGAACCGGAGCAUCUUUGAGUCCCUGGACAUCGGCUGGCAGCUCCUGCGUAUUUUCCCCAAGCAGCUGCUGAAGCGCAUCCCCGAGAGCAUCCUGGCUGAGUACUACCCACGCGAGGCCAAGGUGCCAGGCCAGGGGCCGGCCAGCACGGCCCUCUAA